AUGUGGAUGCGGCUGCAGGGCCACUGCAGGCUGCUGGCUUCGGAAGUCGGCUGCACGGUGCUGGACGUAAGUUCCUCACCGGCACCUCCGAAGCAAAGACGGUCCCGACAGGGUUCCGGCGCUUGCUGCAUCGCUUUUGCAGGGAGCGACGGGCUGCGAGCAGAACCGACGUCAGAGGCAGCGCUGCUGCAGGCGGUCUUGGGAUGGCAGCAGGAGCUCCAUUUGGACCACACUGGAAGGGUGCUCUCAUGCCUUCAAGCUGGCAGUGUGGGUGGCCUUGUGGCACUCCUUAGCUCGCUGCAUGCUGGGGCCACACUACUCAGCCCAAGCGAUGAGCUCUUGCAGAAACUUUGUGUGAGUCGUGCGAACGUCCUGGCCUGCGAGCUGACGGACCUCGAGACCCUCACGGCCACCUGGUCUCAGGAGAACUGCCCUGUACGGCCGCAGCAGCUGUCUGCCGUUUGCGUGCAGGAGCUGACUGGGCAGUGGCCGUCCUUGAAUUGGGCUCCUAGUCAUCUCCGACUCUUGCAGAUCGGCGUGGCCUGGGCCACGGCGCUGCCCAGAAUGGCUGCAAUCGACCUCGGGAGAGGCAGCUCGGCCAUCAGCGCAGCAUCGGCGAGAGGCUGGAAGCCUCUUGGGUCCUCGUUCUCUCCCGCGUCCUCCUUGGCUGGCUACAUCCUGGGUCACAGCGAGGAGCACGAGAAGUCCUUCGGGCCGAACUCAUGGCCUGUGCUUUGUGCCGUGGUUCAGGGUGCUGCGAUUCUUGCCCAGCCUGUGGCUGUGGCAGCGAAAAUGGUCGUGGCUGAUCGGCUGCUGCCGCCACUGGCCUUCUGCCAGCCAUUGUGGAUCUCCUUCCUUGUUUUGUUGGCCUGGCUGUUUCUGGAGCAAUUCGUGCGGGUCGGAGUCCUAGCCCUCUUGAAGUGGCUGCUCAUCGGCCGCUACAAAGAGGGUGAUCACGAUAUUUACAGCCUGAUGUACCUGCGUCACUGGCUCGUCGAACAUGUCGCCAAGGGCACGAUAGUAGAUCAAAGUGCCCAUCAGGGAAGCAGCAUGGCCUUCUUGUUCAUGCGCAACCUGGCCCUAAAGGCCGUUGGCGCAGAUGUGUCCCUGUCCUCCGUGAUCACGCGCCGGGUGGUGGCAUUUGACUUGGUGAGCGUAGGGGACCUGGCAACCGUCCACGGGCCCAGGCACUUGACGGCGGUGAACUAUGGCACCCGGCGCAUGGUCUUGAGACGCGUGAAGGUUGGCGCAGGCGCAUACGUGGGCCCCAAUUGCACACUGGAGCCCGGCUGUGAGGUCGCGGCGGCCGGCUAUGUGGAGCCGUUGUCAACCGUACACAGCAAGGUUGUCGUCGAUGGCCGCGUCUGUGGCGUCCCAGCACAGCCUGUGGCUGGCGCCGAUGCAUCCCGGUUGCCGACGAAGGAAGAGGCCCGCUGCUUCCGCAACAAGGCAUCGGCCUGGGCAAUGGGCUACUGGUGUCUCUUGCUUCCCAAAGCCAUGAUGCCCUUCCUGGGCCUAAUCUUUUUGCGGCUGCUUUGUGGCUAUCCCUUCAUUGAAGAACGCACGAUGCACAUCGAGCACACAGAUGUCCUACCGCCGGAGCUCUUCAGCAUGUUGCAGUGGGUUCCGCUCAUAGCAUUUGCAGUCUCAAUGCUCAACGCGAUCGGACAGCUUGCUGGCACAGCGCUGCUGUGCCGAUUGCUGCCAAAGGUGAAGCCUCCAUGCACGUACUCCUUGUUAAGCCUUCGGGCCCAGAUUGCGGCUCUCAAGAUGUCGAUGUUCAAACAGGCGUCGGAAAUGAUGCACGAUGCGUCGAUCGUGCCGGCCUUCACUCGCCUCUGCGGGGCCACUGUUGGACACGGUUGUGCCAUGAGCCGCCAGGCGCUCAUGCUCCCGGAGACCUUGGUGGUCGGCAACCGUUGCUUCUUUGCCACCGACAACAUCCUGACCAGCGUCGAAGUGGACCGCGGAGAGUUCAAGGUGCCCUGUGUCACUUAUAUGAGUGAUCACACCUUCCUUGGCAACAACAACCACCUGCCGCAAGGCCUUCCAGAAGGCAGCUUCUGCGGCGUGAGCACCUGGCUGCCUGAAAGACCCACCGAGCCGCACUACUGCUACUUCGGGAAUCCGGCGAUCAAGUUCAAGCGCCUGAGCAGCCAAGCUGCCGGCAAGACAAACCAAGGCCCAGAACCCGCAAGUUGCCUGGCACGCUUCUGGCAUCACUUUAGCAGCAGCGUCCUGGACGUCUUCCUUUACCGAGGGGUUCAAGGAAUGGUGACCGGCGUUGCCUUCGUGGUGAGCCGGACCAGCGUGCCUGAAAUCACCUCCGUUUGGCAGGUCUGCCAGGUCCUGGCCAUCUACUUGGCCUUCUUGUUGGGCUCCUGGUUCAUCUUCUCUGUGAAGCUGGGGAACAUGCUCUUCAACGGCAAGGCACCGCGCAGCAAUGCGUACUACUCUACCACUGUGACGCGCUGGUUCACUGCCCUCACCGGCCAGAAGCGAGUCUUCAAGCUUCCCUUUCAGGCGGCUGGCAGCCGCUGGCAAGCCCCGAUCCUGCGGCUGCUGGGUGCAAAGAUUGGCCAGCGGUUCUUCUGCAUGAACGAGCACGUCCUGUUUGAUGCAUCCUUCACAGAAAUCGGAGACGAUGUGACCGUGGACUAUGAUGGCAUGGUGAGGUGUCAUUCAUUCGAGGACUUCCGCCUGAAGUUCACUCACUGCAAGAUUGGAAAUGGGGUGACCAUCAUGACCGGAGCCAUUGUGGCUUGCA
Messenger RNA from Symbiodinium necroappetens, 2767 nucleotides. Lineage: Eukaryota; Dinophyceae; Suessiales; Symbiodiniaceae. The record is from the annotation of a GenBank genome assembly.